Molecule: messenger RNA, 4937 nt
Organism: Sycon ciliatum
Lineage: Eukaryota; Metazoa; Porifera; Calcarea; Leucosolenida; Sycettidae
Product: mucin-2-like
Exons: 15
Coding region: 415-4245 (1276 amino acids)
Cellular component (GO): nucleus
Molecular function (GO): metal ion binding
Source: RefSeq, a predicted model, not a curated record
UUCUGUUUUCAUCUGUUGACUGUUGACGUGUUGACUGUUGUUUGAUUGAUUGAUUCUUUACUUGCGUGAAGUAGAAUGACCAUGAUUACUGCUAAUGAUUACUAGUACUAGUAGUAGUAGUUUCCUUGCGACCAUUCAGUAGUCUUAUCUACUUCACGUUCUUGUUCUACAGUUUCUUGCAACAGUCAGAACACAAAGUACGAAGUAGCCAAGACCCCACCGACUGUUCUACAUGACUUUAUUGUAGUUCUAUCAUCCACGAGUGCGUCCAGCGGUGCGAAGGAGCCUGACAAAGUUUGGCAAAGGACGUGGAUUGCGCUUUCCUUUCAUGCUAGCUUGUUGUAGUGUAGCUUCUUGAGCUUUAGAGAGACUUGAGCAAUGUGACUUGCUGGCUGUCACUGUCCUGGAAGAAGCAUGUCGCGGAAAGAAAUUCUCGAAAAUGAACUAGAAGAACUGACACGUUCUGUGUCGCUACGCAAACGGAUGAUUGCAGCUAAGUCAUCUGCUGUAAGAUCUGGCCACAGAUCAACUGUCCGCUCCUCAUCUGUGACAAAGACUCCCUUAUACCGCUCUGGGGCAACUACUUCAAAGUAUUCCAAAGUGAAUGUAGGGCGGACGUCUUGUCCGGCCCACGUUGCUUUUCGGCAGCAUGGCACGCAACAUGGCACACAACACAGCGGCAAUCAGUUCAGGUGGAAACCUGAACACAACGUCGAGCAUCAAUCAUCAUCACCAGCUGCCACAAACGCAAUGCCAUCGUCAUCAGUUGACUUUUCCUCUUGUCCAGAGCCAUUACCAGCUGUCUGUGUGGCCGAUCGUCCGUCAACGCUUUCCUUUCAGCUGCCAAGAAGCCGACCUCUACGACAAACACCUUCGACUUCAUCUACUCCUGCACCAUUAGUAAGGAAAUCAAAGGCCACAGUACCAGCACCAGCUCAAGGUCACCGACCCGAUGUCACUUGGCCACCGCCAGUGCAAUCUAUUGGGGCUGCCCCUUCCACUACGAGAGUACAUGCCAGCGGAAACGGCAAAGAUAGCACCACCAGCAGUGAUAGGAAACUCCACAGCAGCGGCGGCGGUGGCGGUGGUGGCAGCGGUGUUGGCUCAUGUGCUAGGUCCAACUACACGUGGAGACCCAAUCCUGCUAGUUCGACUGUAUCUCAUUCGGCUGUGUCAUUAGCAAUGCCCGUGACACACACAGUCAAGCAAAGCAGCUCUCAGCCAUCAUCCACUGUUCAACACAGCACUAGCACUAGCACUAGUGACACCAAUGUGAAUGCAUGUGCUAACGAAAGUCAGCCCAAGUCUAAGGACACUGGGAGUAUGAAAGUGCUCUCUCAGCCAGUCGAUAAUCGUUCUAGCCUGCCAACUCGUCAGCAGCUGCGCUGGUCGAAACAGAGCACUCCGCAUGCAUCUGCUGUGCCUCCUGGAAAGCCUGUGACAUCAUCAGCGGCCGUGAAGGAAGCUGGGUCUAGUAUCAGCAAUGUGAGUGUUACUCAUUGUGUUACCAGCCUGGCUACUGUGCAUGGGCAAACUACCAGCCUGGCUACUGUGCGUGGGCUAACUUGUACUGCCACAAGUGCCAGUACUGUGUCUGCACAAACCACUGCCCAGUCAUCUCAACGUCCCCAGUCGUCGCAGGUAGUUGAUCCAACCAUGGCGAAAGCUCAGCAUCGAGUGCAACCAGCAGCAUGCCGAAAGGGUAAUUUAACUUGGCACCGUACAAGUGCCUCCACAGUAACCGCCACUGCUGGAUCCACAGUGUCCGCUGCAGCAUCAACAGUAUCGUCAUCAUCUCAUACCCAAUCCGAUAAGACAGUAAUGGGAGGUGAUAGGCCAAUUACUCAGCCCAGCACAGCGCAAGGAACAAGUGGUAUCGGUAAUGGUCAACAGGCUUCUCCCUGCAAACAACCACUUUCAACCGAGAUAUCUUCUCACAACACAAUCAGUGGAAAGAUGAGGUGGAGACGGAAAAGCUGGAAUGAAGCGCAAAAGCAGCCAUCACCAAAUCGUUUGUCAGUGUCCAGUAAGAAGUCGCUGUCACCUAGAUAUGCUAGUGUCAACAGCAAGCAAGUGGUUCACGGUUCUAAAUUGAAAUGGCGAAAACCAACUGCUGGAAAAGAAAGUACAGAGAAGGAAAGAAAACUGCCUCCAUCACCAAGCCAGCUAAAAUGGAGACGUGCUCCAACGCCAAAGACUGGAAAAGUGGGUGCAGACAAGGAAAGAAAAGCACAUCCGUCACCAAGUCAAUUAAAAUGGAGACGUGUUCCAGCGUCGAAAACUGGGAAAGUGGGUGCAGCCAGUGAAAGAAAACUGCCUCCGUCACCAAGUCAAUUAAAAUGGAGACGUGUUCCAACAUCGAAAACUGGGAAAGUGGUUGCAGCCAGAGAAAGAAAGCCACAUCCGUCACCAAGUCAACUGAAGUGGAGGCGUGUUCCAACGUCAAAGGCUGGAACAGUGAGUGCUGACAAGGAAAGAAAGCCCCAUCCGUCACCAAGCCAACUGAAAUGGAGACGCGUUUCUACAUCAAAGGCUGGUGUCAAGAAGUCCACUUUGCCUGCCAGCAUUCCGUCACGCCACAGCUUAAAGUGGCGCCGUGUAUCCAGUUCGGGGAGUAGCACCGUCCCUGCCGAAGUGCCACCGCGUCAUAACCUAAAGUGGCGGAGAUUAUCUAGUGCAGAUGCAAGCACUGCCUCUUCUACUGGCAAUCGGAGCAUUGACAGGCGAGCAAGUCAACGCAAAUCAAAAAGUACUCCGCGUAAGUUGCCAGCUCCCCGUGAGUUGAAGUGGAGGCGAAAGUCAUUAAGUCCAGCAGCAGCAAAGACUUCUGUCCUCGCCAAGCAGUCUGCCAAACAACUGCCAUCUAGAGAACAGCUCAAGUGGCGACGGUUGAACGCAGCAAAAUCUCCUGUGGCCAAGAAGAAGGUGGUGAAUCCCUACCACUGGGUGCGAGAUGGGCUUACGUCAGCUAAGUCUCAGGCUUCUGCACCGCCAGGUAGCUGCUUGCCACGCAAUGCUCUUCAACUGGCACUGUAUGGUGCGAAUGGAUGGAAAAGCCUUGCAGUGCAAAGGCAUAUGCGUUACGUUGCCAAGACGGCCGCUUUGCGCACACCCAGCAAGAAUAAGAAGAAGCUGCAUCAAGCAUCUCAUCCUCAGAGAGUGGCAGCCUGCAAGCCAAGGUCGCGCACUACACGCUUCGUGAAUAUCAGUGGAGAUAUGUAUGCCUCGACGUCGAGGAAGCUACAGCGAGUCAAUGCUCCGCAAUCUCAAUCUCAAAAGGCUGCGUCAUCAGGUACAAGUACAAGCACGAAAGAAGACCCAGCCGUCAUAGUACCAAUCCGUGGCAUUCGCUAUCAACUGGAUUCAUCUGGUCAGGUUCUAAGGCGACUUGGAUCAGGCAACAAUGCAGGCAGCAAGGUGGGUCCGUCGAACGUAUUGCGCACGUAUCAUCUUGGUGGAGUUCUAUUCCAGGAGACGCCGGAUGGAACUUAUGUCCGAUGCAGCGGGGUGAAGUCCACUCAACUGGCUAAGGAGCGUGUUCGCCGUAGCAUCCAGCUGACUAGCUACCGUAAGAGCCGAACACAGGUCGCCGUCCAGUUUAAAGGCUACUGCGCCUUCUACAAAAGGUUUGGCCACUGUCGCAAUGGUGUCAAGUGUAUGUAUGUGCACGACCGUGACAAAGUUGCUGUGUGCCGCAAGUUUUUGAAAGGACUCUGUGACAAAAGUGCUGAGGAGUGCCUGCUCUCUCACACUCUCUCAAAGAAUAAGGUACCAGUAUGUAACUUCUUCCUUCAAGGUAGCUGCCCGAAGGAUAACUGUCGCUACGCUCACGUCAAUGUGAGCAAAGAUGCAUCGCCAUGCAAGGAUUUCUUGGAUGGUAACUGUCCCCUGGGAGAGAAGUGCGCCAAGAAACAUGUUGAAGUAUGCAUGAGUUCUCUCACAGGAAAGGUAUGCAGAGAAGGCAGUUCUUGCCGCUUCUACCAUCUGCCUGGUACGAAAAGCGCUGCAACAUCAGCCACGUCAAGCCGUCACCGCUUAUCAUCAAGUGGUGUUGAGGAACCGGUUGCUUUUCGCAAGGAGCGCCUUCGGAAAGCUUUUGCAGCAGCCAAGUCUCACCCUACUAUUCUCAUUGAGAAUAAUGAUGGUGAUGAUGAUAAUGAUGGUGAUGGAGGCAACGAACGAACUGACACAAAUUAUGUUCUUCCUCGCUCACCACUCAAGUUCAAACCAUCGUUUUUGUCCUAGAUAGCUAGAUGACGACGGCAUCACAUCAUUAUCCAAGCGUCCAGAAUCUGAUAACGUUAUUUUCAUAUCUAGUCACGUGGUGUACUCUUGCAGUUUACCCAAAUUAUCAAUUUCGUGUAGAGCUGGUUCUCUUCCACAGCUUGAUUGAUAAGUUUUGUGUAGUUGCUGUAAAUUCAAGCACAUUGUUUAGACCACUAUGUCAUUGACGGACAUUUUGUGUUCACUUCCAACUACACCUAGGUUUUUAAAUGAAAUUUUAAAAAUAUUUGUAAAAACAAUGCCUGCAAGAUGACACUCCAGUACUGGCCAGGCCUGCGCUCAUUCUGACAACGACCGCAAAUGACAUCCUAGUCCACACACCCACACAUACCUCUUUUCAAGUCUUUUGUCGUUGAGUUGAAUUCAUUUUUUUACUGUCUAGAAGAUAGGUGUCUCUGGAACUCCAGACCCAUCACCACAUAUAAGGUUACUAUUAUAGGACCUAUAAUUAAUCCAGUGCUGUCUUUUGGAUCCACAAUCAACUGUGCAAGGUAGUACAAGUACUUUCAAGUCACUGUGAUUCCAUAGAAUACAAGAAGUUUUAUUGUCAGAACAACCAUUAUGUUGAGCAACGUAUUUUUGUCAUGAAAUUUGGUUUCAGGUUUAGUUUUUUUUAUCAUCUAAUACUGAUUGAUCUAGUCUUGUUCACGAGA